Messenger RNA from Misgurnus anguillicaudatus (oriental weatherfish), 3078 nucleotides. RefSeq names its product beta-1,3-galactosyltransferase 2-like. NCBI's taxonomy places the organism in Eukaryota, Metazoa, Chordata, Actinopteri, Cypriniformes, Cobitidae. Gene Ontology annotation, molecular function: N-acetyl-beta-D-glucosaminide beta-(1,3)-galactosyltransferase activity. Gene Ontology annotation, cellular component: Golgi membrane. Gene Ontology annotation, biological process: protein O-linked glycosylation. The record is from RefSeq and is a predicted model, not a curated record.
CUAUCCCCAUUGCCAAUGAAUACCUGUAUCAGGUAAAAGGAGGCGGGGCUGUUUGUAAUUCUAAAGCAGCUGUAACUUUCAGGUUUACUGUUAGAAUAGACGCUGAUUGAAUGCAGACGCACACUGAGACAUGGAGUUAAAAAUCUGCAACAGAUAUCAUCUGCCCGAGGAUAGAUCUCCACAUAGAUGUCACAUUAGAAGAGGAUUCAUUUUCCUAAUUAUAUUGACAUUCUUACUGUCACUUGUUGUGUACAUCUCUGAUGUCUCUCACAUGCUACCUUCGACCUCUAGCACUUUAUAUAAAAACAUGGUUAAACAGAUAAAGUUGUAUUAUGAAGUAAUUCCCUUCGAAUUCCCUUUUGCGCGUCAAACUCAAACUCAACAAAGGAGUACUACACAAAAUACACCCACAGUAAACUCUGUGCAUUAUCACGUAGCUUAUCCGUACAACUAUCAUUUCAUCCUGGAUGAACCUGAGAAAUGUCUCCAGCAGAACCCAUUCCUGGUCUUGAUGGUCCCUGUGGCCCCCCAUCAACUGAAGGCUCGGAACGCAAUCCGGAGCACGUGGGGAAAUGAGACCACGGUCCGUGGAAAAACAGUGCUGACUUUGUUCAUCGUGGGUUUGCGUGAUGGACCCAGUAGUAAUGAAACACAACAACAGCUACAGGAGGAGAGCCGACAACAUGGAGACCUACUGCAAAGCAACUUCAUGGACUCGUACGUCAACCUGACCAUAAAGACGAUGGUAAUCAUGGACUGGUUGGCCACUCGCUGCCCUCAAGCGUCUUUUGCUAUGAAGGUCGAUUCUGACAUGUUUUUGAACCUGGAGAAUUUGAUGAGCCUCCUUUUGGCCCCUAAAACACCCAAACAGAAUUAUAUCACGGGCAUGGUAAUGAGAGGCCAAACUGUGAUCAGAGACACAAACUCAAAAUGGUACGUGCCAAAGGAGCUGUACCCAGAACCACACUACCCCGUAUACUUGUUGGGAAUGGGAUAUGUUUUCUCCAACGAUCUUCCACCCAAAAUAGUUGAGGCUUCCAAGGAGAUAAAGCCUUUCAACAUAGAGGACGCAUAUGUGGGUGCUUGUCUUAAGCGUUUAGAAAUUCAACCCUCGAUGCCCCCAGUCCCUUCUCAAUUCAGAGCCUAUUUAAAUAAGUAUAACCGGGAUGAGUUUCUCAAGGUCAUUACAACAAUCCUGAAUUCUCCUCAGCAACUACUUGAUUUCUGGAAGGAUGUUAAACGGUCUGCAUGAAGAGAAUCACAUACAUCACAUCACGUAUGAGUUUUGUCUGUUUGAAUUGUUGAUGUGACGCUUGUCUAUACUGUGUAUCAGUUACAUUUAUGUAAAACCGUAGAGCGGUUUUAAACAGGUUUUGUCAUUUUUUAUACAUUUGUGUGUUUAAGCAAACAUUUAAGCUACGUUUAUGCAUUUUGCAGACACUUUUAUCUAGGUAUUUAUCCGUAUGUGUGUUCCCUGGAGAUCAAACCUACGACCGUUCUGCUGCUAACGGAAUGGUCUUUCGGUUGACCUGUAGGAACAGUGACAAUGUUUGAUGGACUUUUUAGAUAGAUAAACAUUAAUGUGCAACGUUGUUACAUCUGAAUAUGCUAAGGAAACUCAAAUAAUGCAAAUUAUGUAUUUAUUUAUUAUUGUACACAAGGAUUUCUUUGUUUUUGUGAGGUGGGCUCUAAAUGUAUGACACAUGAAAAUGUUGAUAGUUUUCAGUUGCGUGACGCACAAAGGUGUUGGAUGGCAAGAAAGUUAACAUUGGGCUCUUCAUACAGUAGAGAGGCAGCUCAAGCAGGUUCAUUUUCCAUCUGUUUCAAGCUACGAAUAUUUAAAUUUAAACCUCUCAACAAAUAAAAAUAAGAUAUGAAAACUGAUUGGAAAAAAUUUCUUGUUGCACUUUAUUAAAAAAAAGUUUAAUCAACUUGAUCAACUUCAAAUUAAUUUAAACAUUUUUGGCUAGAUCUAAAUUGCUGUAUAAAUUAAAAAAAUAAAGUUGAAAAAAUAAAGUUAAAGGAAUAGUCUACUCAUUUUCAAUAUUAAAAUAUGUUAUUACCGUUCAUGAUAAAAGAAUCGCUCACGUUCACAAAAUACACGCAAGACACUCCUUUAAUAGUAAACUCUGAUUACGCAUGAGAUUAUGCAAACGCAAGCGUCUUUUUUAUUAUAAACUCUUUAGACGUGUCUGCAGCAGGCACUUAUUUUGACAAAAUACGUGAUGCACAUAGGUUCACUUCGCGCGCCGAACACAUAUUUUGAAAUGACGAACCUACAUACAUGUUGCGACGAACUUCGCAUUGUGCGCCUUCGAAAAAAAAGUCACUGGCCGCCACUGCAAGAAAGUUGAAAUUAAUUGUAAAUUAAAGUUGAUUAAACAUAAAAAUUAAUUUUUUUUACAGUGUACAACUUUUGGGCACUUGCGAUCUAUACAAUGCACCUGAUUUCGUAUUUUUUAGUCCCUUAAACUGUUCCUCCAAUUUGGCAAUGUUUGCAUAUAUUUAGUGGAAAAUUUCUCGCCUUAUACCGCCACCAGGAUUCAAUUUAUAUAAAUUUUAUAUUAUAUUGUAUUAUUUAUUAAAGGGACACCAUGAAACUUUUUGGCCACUAGGGGGUGCUAGACACGUAUUUUUCACUUCUAGCGCCCCUAGAGCCCACAAGCGCCGCAGCACUGUCGCAAAGGAAAGGAACUGGCCAACCUUAAAACUAAACUAAAAACUAAACAUUUAAAAUGCUAAACGAUCAACAUUUUGAGACAACAGGGAGAAACGCAGUCAUGUUACAACUUUCUGAUGAGGAACUCGUCGUGGCAGAAGCCAUUUCUCAAUCUGAAGGUUGCAGCCUCCGGAUGUCGUAUUUCUAAGCUGUAUACGUCAUCAAGACUGUCUUAUUUCACAAUAUUAACAAUUACAAAGUUGACUAUUAUACUUAGUUAAUCGUAAAUUGUUGCAGUAUGCUUAUGACUUGCGAAUGUAAUGCUCAGUUUACCUUAAUAAACCAGGCUUGAUGACGUAUGCAGCCUGCAUAUUUGACCUCCGGAGGCUGCAGCCUUCCAAUUCAGAAACGACCAGACG